Plasmodium knowlesi strain H is the source of this 2973-nucleotide messenger RNA. RefSeq names its product DEAD/DEAH box helicase, putative. The coding region runs from base 1 to 2973 and encodes 990 amino acids. The record is from RefSeq and is a predicted model, not a curated record. NCBI's taxonomy places the organism in Eukaryota, Apicomplexa, Aconoidasida, Haemosporida, Plasmodiidae. The transcript has a single exon. Gene Ontology annotation, molecular function: nucleic acid binding; ATP binding.
AUGAAUGUGAAUUGGAUUACACGUCUGCAAACUUUGCUGGACAAGAAAAGCAGUCAUGAAAUGAGCGACCACCGAAAAGUGCGAAAGACACAAAGGAAGGUACAGAACCAUGGUAUGAAGGAGGAGUAUAGUCCUCCCUUGAGGAGACAACAUGUGGAAGGAAACCAUUUGAGGAGCACCCCGCAGUGCAACUACCAAAAGUUGGAUUCGUACUGCAUAGGGAGAGGCAUAUUAGAAAAUUACGAAAGGGAAAAUAUAAAGGAGUUAUAUCCUUGGCAGGCAGAAUGUCUAAAUGAGCUAAAAAAGGUUAAGUGGGAUGAAGGGGAAAGCUUCAUUUUCGUGGCUCCAACAUCAGGUGGUAAAACACUUGUAGCUGAAAUUUUUGCAUUUGAGCAGAUGCACAGGACGGAGAAGAUAUUUUUUUUAUUUCCCCUAAAUGCACUAAUAAAUGAGAAGAUGAAUUAUUUUAAGAAGUUGUGCAGUGGAACGGACAUCAAGGUAGGUAGUAUGUUUUCAGAAAAUGAUAUCGUUUUGUGUACCUACGAAAGGAUGAACAAUUUUUUGAAUAAGAAUUAUUUGGAGAGUCAGGAGGAGGGGAUGGAGGUGGGCAAUUGGUCAGCCCAAGGAAUUAGUGCGAACGGAGCGAGAUCCUCCACUCAGAAUUUCAUCGUGGUGAUAGACGAGUUUCAUCUGAUCAGCGAAAAGGGAAGAGGAAUAUACAUUGAAAAUAUCAUCUCCAAAAUUAUGUUUCUGAAGAGGAGACAAGUAAAGAUAAAAGUGAUCUGCAUGAGUGGAACCAUCAAUAAUUUUACUACGUUGGAAAGAUGGAUGAAUGCAAAAAUAUAUCUUUCCCCCUAUAGGCGUCCCCAAGAAAUAACGGAGCAUUACAUUUGCAACUGUGGUGUGUAUCGAAAGGAAAAGGAAGGGUGUCCCUUCUCGUACCUCUGUAAUGUGCACGAUUUUUAUGAAUCUUGGGAAGAUAAAUCUAAUGAACAAGGGGAUUUACGGUGCGUAUACAAUGUAGCAAAUGUUCGAAGCUUGAAGAGAUGCAACCUGAGUGAAGAUAUAAGUAUGUUUUAUCAGAAUACAAGAAAUAACAUUUCUCAUUUUCUAAAGAUGAGGAACCUGUCCGUGAACAACAACCUGAUAAAUUCACUCCUCUGUUUUUCACUACAUAGUCGAAUGAAUAAGUUGAAUACCCUUAUCUUCUGUUCGACGAGGAAAAAUUGCGAAGUUUAUGUGAGGUUGAUUAAUCAGUAUUUUAGUACCUUCCCUGUGGAUGAUACCCCGAAGGAAGUGCAAAUGAGGAGGAAUAAACUGAAUGAACAGAUUCGUGAACUGGAUGGAUAUGCAUACAGUAACAUGAGAAACUUAGUGGCCAACGGAAUUUGCUACUACUAUAGCGAUAUUUCAAAUUCUAUUAAACGCUUGCUAGAGGUUGCCUACAAGGAGAAGACGCUUUUCUUGUUUACCUGCACGUCGACUCUAUCCGUUGGACUGAACCUUUUCGUGGAUAGGGUUCUAAUAUCAUCCCCUUUUAUUGCUCAAAAUUUUUUAAGCGCUACACAGUAUAAGCAGAUGAUUGGGAGAGCGGCUAGGGAGAAGAAGGGGGAUUCCUUUCUCCUCGUCGAUAAGAAGGAUGAAAAAAAGAUGCUCCAAAUAUUUCAGGAGGAUUGCACCAACAUUACAAGCACCAUGAACAUGAACGAUGGUGGUUCUUUAGAUGCUAUGGAGAAAUACAUAAUUGAAUUUCUCUGUCUGUUGGAUGAACGCCCCGUGUCUGUGCGUGAUGUGGUUGCAAUGUUAUCCUUUUCGCUCUGCUUCGCGGAGGUGGCUCUCUCGGGGGAUGCAUCCUCCAAGGCGUCUUCCCCCCUGAAGUCGGUUGGCAAGUCGGUUGAUCAGUCGGUUGGUCAUUCGGUUGGUCAGUCGGUUGGUCAGUCGGUUGGUCAGUCGGUUGGUCAGUCGGUUGGUCAGUCGGUUGGUCAGUCGGUUGAUCAGUCGGUUGGUCAGUCGGUUGGCAAGUCGGUUGAUCAGUCGGCUGGGAUGUCCACCGCGAAUACCCCCCGGGGCGAGCCCCCUGGUGGAGAGUUGCUCCGCUCCGCAGACUCCCCCACGAAGGAAAAUCAACCUCACACAGAGGCGCAGAGUUCUUUCCCCCUCGAAGUGGACGAAGAAAAUUUCACUCCCCAUGAACGCCUCUUUUACAACGCAAAGAAGGAGGAAAUUCACGGUGUUAUAAAUGUCCUUAUCCAUCACAAGUGCAUUCAGGUGGAAAAUAACGGAAAGAAAUUCCGACCCACGAAAUUUUUAAGAUCCCUAUGUGUCAGUAAUUUCAGUGUAUCCAUCGGAUAUGAAUUAUUAUCUGAAGUGAAAAAGUAUGAUAGGUUGUAUCUUUUCAACUACAGUUUCCAUCUGUGCUAUAUUUGCUCACCACAUAAUUUGAACAUAGCUUCUUUUUCGUAUUACCUCCCUUAUUUGAAAAAAUUAAUUAGCAUGUGUUCAGACCAUUAUACCAAACAUAUAAUUUUUCAUGUUCUACAAUUUGACAGUGAUAUUAUUAAUAUGCUCUCUUUGAAGAACCAGAAUAAUUUUUUGAGUGAGAAAAAGAAAAAAUUUUUUGAUGAUGAUAAAUUAGAGAGGAAGCAUAACAAGUUGUACUUGUCGAUUUUUCUCUUUCUAUACAUGAAGAGGACAAGGUCUUCUGUCUUGUGCUCUCUUUUUAGAAUAACGAAGGAUGUGCUUCAAUCCGUUCUUCAACACAUAUACAUGUACAUGCAUAUUUUGAUUUCCUUUUUUGACCGACUGGACGAGUGGAUCAUCUCUAGCUUUUUGAAGAAGUUUCUUCAAAACUUUAAGGAGUGUAAAGUCACUUCGGAGGAAGACAAGGGGGGGCGCGCGAAGGGUUUUUUCAGGGGGGAGAGGACCACCCACCAGGGAAUAUUCAGAUGGGCCAAACCAAGGAACAAGGUAUAG